UCCAAAGGAGACUUAGAUAAUGACUUGAACUUGACCGACACGGAGCAGCAUGACGACAGCGAGCAAUAUGACGAUGGCGAGCAGUCCGACGGCGAUGACGAAGACCCUGUCAUUCAUGAUGGGGACAAUAGUGACGUGUUCGCCGGUGGAGAUAUAUACUAUGGUGAGGAUAACAACUAUGACGAUUUGCGCCACUUGAAGCGUGUGUGGCUACCACCCUCAGAUGAUGAGGGUGACAGCACACAGAGUCAUAAGCGGACGCGCCAGUCCGAAGAUUCGCCUUCCCCACAACAAGGUGAACAGCGACUUCCACGCAAGAUUCAUCAGAGUAAGGGCCAUGUAGCGGCCCAUGAUUAUGAAGUAGCAGUGCAGCAACUCAUCAAGUUCGCGAUCAGCCAUUUCUGUGUCUGGCUCGCAUCCAAGUAUGCCUAUCCGGAUCGCAUGACUCAAGUCCUUUGGGCGAAGGAGGCCUGGAAGGAGGCAUGUAGCUGUUAUGAGAUGGAGAUGGGAUUCAAUGGUGAGAUCAUCCAGAUGAUUACCCGGCGCACAUCGCAUCUCACAAGUGAGGUGAAAGGGAAAGUUCGCCCGCUUGUCGAGAAUAUUUAUGGUUUCGAGUCCACCAAUCGGGAGUCCAUCAAGUGUAGGAAUCGCAAACUCGCCCGUCAGCUCAAGGAUAAAUUUGGCAUGUGUUACCGGGACCUCGGGGACCAACAGAAUAAUGUCCCUCGCAGUGGCCUCUUUCGGUCAAGGUUAAAUCAGCAAGCGGCAAAUUUACUCUGGUACCGCAACAAGAAGGAUGAAGGGAUUGUUUUUGAGAAAUCUUUUUCGCCGUUUCCAAUUCCAGCCUUGGCCUUAGUGUACACCGCAGCCGAAUGUUGCAUUGAUGAAUGGUAUGACGGCGAACGGGUAGAUAUCAGCAUCUUGAGCGGCGAUUAUAAGGAGAUUUACGACAAGCAUCUUGCGAACCUGAAGAAGUUUCACACUCGAACGAAGGAUCACGGAAUCCUUGAUGGCAUCCUGACGGAAAUCAACAACAAUGGCAGGUUGCAUGCUAAGGUGGAUCCGAUUAAAAUCGGAGACGGUGACUGCCUCUCAGACGACGAGAUCAACAAGGCCAUCCGGGAAUACCAGCAGGGUGGUGGUGCAGAUGACAGUGACGAGGUGGAGUCUGACUUGGAGCUUGAGGGUGGUCGAUUUGAAGGUGAUGAUGUUGAGGACGCGAGAAUAACUGCUGACUAGUAUUAAACUGUUAAACCGUGAAUGCACGCCAUUGAUCUCCC
This is a messenger RNA of Suillus subalutaceus, 1280 nucleotides long. RefSeq lists its product as uncharacterized. NCBI's taxonomy places the organism in Eukaryota, Fungi, Basidiomycota, Agaricomycetes, Boletales, Suillaceae. The transcript is spliced from 6 exons. The record is from RefSeq and is a predicted model, not a curated record. The annotation marks the transcript as partial.